Phytophthora infestans T30-4 is the source of this 303-nucleotide messenger RNA. RefSeq lists its product as uncharacterized. The record is from RefSeq and is a predicted model, not a curated record. Lineage: Eukaryota; Oomycota; Peronosporomycetes; Peronosporales; Peronosporaceae. The coding region runs from base 1 to 303 and encodes 100 amino acids. The transcript has a single exon.
AUGGAGACGCUUCCAGCUGGUACUGAGCUGUUUACUCGCGUUCUAACGUGCCUCGAUGCAGUAAGCAUCGCAAGAUUCUUGCAAGUGGAGAAACGAAGUCGCAGGAGCGUCCGGAAGCUGUUCUCGAUCAUCGAAACGAUACGCUCUCGUGUGGCAUUAGCGUCUUUGUGUUUUUCUCGUCUACGUGUGGAGUUUCAAGCGUAUUACCAAGUGCUAGAGACUCAAAACAUCCCUCGAUCGAACGAUCCUCGUGUACCUCCCCGUGUGGUCCCCCUUUGGAGCGAAAGGGGUCAGGUGCGAUGA